Molecule: messenger RNA, 2415 nt
Organism: Cornus florida
Lineage: Eukaryota; Viridiplantae; Streptophyta; Magnoliopsida; Cornales; Cornaceae
Product: putative receptor protein kinase ZmPK1
Exons: 1
Coding region: 1-2415 (804 amino acids)
Biological process (GO): recognition of pollen; protein phosphorylation
Molecular function (GO): ATP binding; protein serine/threonine kinase activity
Source: RefSeq, a predicted model, not a curated record
AUGGGUGCACCAUUUUGUAUCCUUGUUCUCUUUCUGCUACCAUCAUCACCAUUUUCAUCUUCAGAAGUACCUCAUAGUUUAACUCAAGGCUCUUCUCUCUCGGUCGAGAGACAAAACCACGACGUUCUACUUUCACCAAAUGGCCUAUUCUCUGCCGGCUUUCACAGUGUUGGUGACAAUUCGUAUUGCUUUGCAAUAUGGUUCACCGAACCAUUAUACAAUGGAAAUCACACAGUAGUUUGGAUGGCCAACCGAGAUGAGCCAGUUAACGGGAAGCUCUCAACCCUCUCUCUGCUGAGAAACGCCAAUCUUGUUAAUCUUGUACUAACGGACGCUGGGCAACUCACCAUUUGGUCCGCCAACACUGGUUCGAUUGGCUCGGCUUCUGUAGUGCAAUUGCAACUUCAAAACAAUGGUAAUCUUGUCCUCAUCACCUCUGGGGGUGUGACGCUUUGGCAAAGUUUUCAUUCACCAACAGAUACACUUCUUCCAAAUCAACCUCUCACCAGAGACACAGUUUUGAUCUCGUCACGUAGCCAAACCAAUCAUUCUUCUGGUUUUUACAACUUACAUUUCGACAAUGAUAAUAUCCUUCGUCUUGUAUUUCAUGGCCCUGAUAUUUCUAGCGUUUACUGGCCCUCCCCCGGGGUACCUAGCUUGCAAACCGGAAGAUACAUGUACAAUACUAGCAGAAGUGCAAUACUCGAUGAAUCAGGCCGUUUCAUGUCAUCUGAUGACUUCAAUUUCACUGCCACAGAUUUUGGUGUCGGGCCACAAAGGAGAAUGGCCAUUGAUGAGGAUGGUAAUCUUCGAUUGUACAGUCUAGAUGAGAAGAGACGACGUUGGGUGGUUUCCUGGCAAGCCAUGGCUCAACCGUGCCUGAUUCAUGGCGUGUGUGGACUUAACGGUCUGUGCACUUACGUUCCACAAGAAAAUUCAGGGAGGAGGUGCUCUUGCAUACCUGGAUAUAAGGUGAAAAAUGACACUGAUUGGUCCUACGGAUGUGAACAAGAAUUCGAUUUGUCUGGCAACAUGGAUGAAUAUGGUUUCGUCGAGCUUCCUAACGUCGAAUUCUAUGGCUACGAUAAUGUCUUCCUCACGAAUUACACCUUAAAGAGCUGUGAGGAGUUAUGCUUGAAGGAUCCCGGUUGCAGAGGGUUCCAAUACAAAGAUCAAAAUCUCUGUUACGUCAAGUCACAGUUGCGCAACGGACGUCGUAUUUCUUCGAAUUUAUUGUUCUCAAUGUACAUAAAAUUGCCCAAACGUGAACUCUCAACGUAUGACAAGCCGGCUCAACAAUUCACAUUCAAUUGCUCCGGCCAACUCGGUGUGCAGCUCUAUAGACCUUAUGAGAAAUCCCACGAAAAUGGGAUACUGAAGUUUAUGCUUUGGUUUGCAACUGCAACCGGAGGAGUUGAAAUCAUGUUGAUCUUGCUCGUGUGGUGUUUCUUGUCUAGAACCCAAAAAAAGUCGCACGAAACUGUGCAAGGUUACAAUUACGUUGAUUGUGGAUUCAAAAGAUUCACCUACGCGGAACUAAAGAAGGCGUCUAGGAAUUUCGGAGAAGAGAUUGGAAGAGGAGGUGGUGGCGUUGUGUAUAAAGGCACGUUGUCUGAUAAUCGUGUCGUGGCAAUAAAACGUCUGGACGAAGCUAACCAAGGAGAAGCAGAGUUCUUGGCAGAGGUGAGCACGAUCGGGAGGCUUAACCACAUGAAUUUGAUAGAGAUGUGGGGAUAUUGCGCGGAGGGAAAGCACCGGCUUUUGGUGUACGAGUACAUGGAGCAUGGAUCCUUGGCAGAAAAUUUAAAUGCUGACACACUUGAUUGGGAGAAGAGGUUCGAUAUUGCUUUAGGUACAGCUAAAGGGCUUGCUUAUCUGCAUGAAGAGUGCUUGGAAUGGGUUUUACAUUGUGAUGUAAAGCCUCACAACAUACUCUUGGACUCGAAUUACCAGCCAAAGGUGUCAGAUUUCGGGCUGUCUAAACUAUUGAACAGAAGUGGUGAGAACAAUCCGAGCUUUUCCAGGAUAAGAGGAACACGAGGUUAUAUGGCUCCGGAGUGGGUGUCCAAUCUCCCAAUCACCUCCAAAGUCGAUGUUUAUAGCUAUGGAGUGGUCGUGUUGGAGAUUGUGGCCGGAAAGUGGGCAACAACAGGCGUCGACACCAUUGGUGGCGACGAAGGGGAGGUGGAACAGACAAGGUUGAUUAAGUGGGUAAGAGAGAGAAUGAAUAAUGGAGUUGCAGUGACAUCGUCAAUUGGAGAAAUUAUUGCGCCUACGAUAAACGGUAACUAUGACACUCGCAAGAUGGAAAUUAUGGUUGGGGUUGCUUUGCAAUGCGUAGAGGAAGACAAAAAUGGCAGACCAACCAUGAGCCAGGUAGUAGAGAUGCUUCUACACCAUCAAAAUGAUAAUUAG